Messenger RNA from Fusarium poae, 2112 nucleotides. RefSeq lists its product as uncharacterized. The coding region runs from base 1 to 2112 and encodes 703 amino acids. The transcript has a single exon. The record is from RefSeq and is a predicted model, not a curated record. Lineage: Eukaryota; Fungi; Ascomycota; Sordariomycetes; Hypocreales; Nectriaceae.
AUGUCUUCAGAUUCAUCCCCUCUUGUGUCCCGGCGCCGCUCUGCCAAUAUCCCCUCUGAUCAAAAAAGCUUACUGGAGGGUCAAGAUUCAUGGGCAGUAGACCUUAGGAACCAGCCUCGCGGCCUGGCGCAUAUUCCUGAUUAUAUCUUGGAAGCAGCCAAAACAGCGCAUCUCGCUCAAAAGAAAACUCCACAAUCGAAGAAACGAAGUGCUACUAGUCCUAUUCCACCAGCCAGCAGCAAGCGCAUGCGAAAUUCUGAGACACCACCUCGAUCAUCACCUGAAAAAUCAAUACCUUGGAGUCCGAGUCCAGAACGAGAUCAACCCAAGCAGGCGGCCUCUAAAAAGAUAGCAAUUGAUACAACCACUCAAUCAUCAAUCGUACAAGAGACGACAAAGGCAGCUGCAAGACCAGGCCUGCGACAGCGACAACGACCUCCAAUACCGACAUUUCAAAAUCCACCCUCAUCAGAAUCUGAAUAUGACAUGGAAACGAGAAUCCCAGACGCCCAACCUCUCAAUAUCUCAAUCAAUCAAAAUGCGGUUCGUUCCAACCGAACCGUGCCGUCUCCGCUCUCUACAAACAAACCUAUGGCUACACCACCAUGCGCCCAGCCGAGCAAUCCCACACAAUCAGGCCAGGAUGCAACCGAUCCGAAUCGAAGAGCGGAAAGGAGCAAAAGUCGGCUUUCCUUCAAGAAGAUUUUCGUUGACGACUCUGAUAGAACAAAGAGAAAUUACCCUGAGAAGGAGCGUCUCAAACCCACAAUAAUGCCCCCGGUAAUCAUUAGUUCGAAGCCGACCUCAUCGUCAGAAUCUUUCAUUCCCAGUACAUACAAUGUACCCGCGACCCAGGAGUCCAUCAGAGAGUCUAUCGAGGUCAAGGAGAGAGAUAAUCGAGUGGAGGUGACAAUACCCUCAACAGCCGAUCAAGAAAUUGUGGAAAAAACUCCUAGCCGUCGACCGGUGUCUGCCAUAAAACCUAAACCCUUUCCUGGUGCUAAAAGUGCUGCUCACCAAGACAAACCGGCCCUGGAGCAAGUUCGGCAACAACUAGUUCAGGAGCAACAGGUACAGCAACCAACUACACCAACUCCAAUAGGCCCGCCACUCAUAGCCCCAGGAGCCCCUCGUGAGCCGUUUGAAACAUUUGUGCAACAUUACCCCGAGUAUGCAAGUGACAGUGGCCGGGUGGCAGCAGGCACAAAACUCGACUUCAUCACCGCGUGCAUCUAUCUGAAUUACCUUCGCUCAAGAAAAAGGCUUCGAGACUGCUUAUACGACGAGUUCAUCCGGGCCUUUCCACGGUACUAUAAGGAGUACGUGGAUAAGACUCAGAAACGAGGCAUGGAAGCCUCUGUUGCCAUCGAAUGGUUUAACGAGCAGAAAGAGCCCCAGGUCUUCAACAAGUUUUUAGUUAACAGUGGCAAUCUUAGCCACAUCUUGAGGAUGUACCCUAACGAGUUUGAAGUGAUUGAAAAGAUGCUCCAAAAUAAGAAAGCAAACGAGAUUAUUGUUUAUACGAGUUCAGAGGAUGAGGGGGAGUCGAGCGAAGAGCAAAAGAUUGCAAGCCCGGAGAUUGCGAGUCCGGUUUCAGUGCGGCCGGACAAGAAAGCUCCAGAAGAACCCUCGCCGCCUGUUGCAUCUUUAGAGAGUCAAACGGAUAAGACCUUCUCUGAGAUAUUUCCAGCAGUUGUAUCGAACCCUCCGAAGACUACGUUGCCAGUGCAGCCUGAGUCUUCAUGGGCCCAAGAUUUCAUAACGCAAGCACCUCCCCCACCUUCGCCCAAAAUCCCCGGAGAAUCAAUGCCACCGCCAUCGUCAAUACCAGACCCAGUGCGAAGGAGGGAUGAGAUCACAGGAACAUCAAUACAAAACCCAACACCAAGGAGGAGGGAUCCUCGACCGAUCAGUUAUUUCGAGAAGCUUGCCUCGAGAAGCCGCGCCAGUUCGAGUAGUAGUGCCGGCGUUACGUCAACAAUGGAUGAUGACAGAAGACGAGAGAAACUCAAGAAAUACUGGCGCAAGAGUAAGUCAAACGAAUCGCCAAAGAGUGGGGCGAAAACGCAGGGUGGUCGAAGCAGCAGUGGACGAGCGGAAAGUAGACGUUGA